Molecule: messenger RNA, 2733 nt
Organism: Lipotes vexillifer (Yangtze River dolphin)
Lineage: Eukaryota; Metazoa; Chordata; Mammalia; Artiodactyla; Lipotidae
Gene: CUL5
Product: cullin 5
Exons: 19
Coding region: 391-2733 (780 amino acids)
Biological process (GO): ubiquitin-dependent protein catabolic process
Cellular component (GO): cullin-RING ubiquitin ligase complex
Molecular function (GO): ubiquitin protein ligase binding
Source: RefSeq, a predicted model, not a curated record
GGCUAAGUUCGUUGCCGGUGGCCUCUGCGGGUGCAACCACAAAGGCUAAUCCGAAGGAGUGGGGAGGCUCGCGAAGUCGAUGCUUCCUCUUCCAAUUCAGGUCGGCUCCCGUUACCUUCUCACCAUUCGCCGUUGCUAUCUUCCUGAGCGUUUGCAUGAGCUCUUUCGUCUGGGGAGGCUCCGGUGACCAUGUAGGGGGGAAAAGUGAGGAAGCUCCAGGUGCCUGGGACGAGGUCACCGCUGUUGGCACGCCGCCCCGGCUCCCCCCAUAUCUCCAUUGUGGGCCGGGGGCCCCGUCAGCCCAGGUGGAAACUCCGGCCUGCAGUUGUGGCCUGGCAAGAAGCGCCACGAAAUCUCGCGCCGUCUCGCGAGAGUCUAAGUUGAAGGAACAUGGCGACGUCUAAUCUGUUAAAGAAUAAAGGUUCUCUUCAGUUUGAAGACAAAUGGGACUUCAUGCGUCCAAUUGUUUUGAAGCUUUUACGCCAGGAAUCUGUUACAAAACAGCAGUGGUUUGAUCUGUUUUCGGAUGUACAUGCAGUCUGUCUCUGGGAUGAUAAAGGCCCAGCAAAAAUUCAUCAGGCUUUAAAAGAAGAUAUUCUUGAGUUUAUUAAGCAAGCACAGGCACGAGUACUAAGCCAUCAAGAUGAUACAGCUUUGCUAAAAGCUUAUAUUGUUGAAUGGCGAAAAUUCUUUACACAGUGUGAUAUUUUACCGAAGCCUUUCUGUCAACUAGAGAUUACUUUAAUGGGUAAACAGGGCAGCAAUAAAAAAUCAAAUGUAGAAGACAGUAUUGUUCGGAAGCUCAUGCUUGAUACAUGGAAUGAGUCAAUCUUUUCAAAUAUAAAAAACAGACUUCAAGAUAGUGCAAUGAAGCUGGUACAUGCUGAAAGAUUAGGAGAAGCUUUUGAUUCUCAGCUUGUCAUUGGAGUAAGAGAAUCCUAUGUUAACCUUUGUUCUAAUCCAGAGGAUAAGCUUCAAAUUUAUAGGGACAAUUUUGAGAAGGCAUACUUGGAUUCAACAGAGAGAUUUUAUAGAACACAGGCACCUUCGUAUUUACAACAAAAUGGUGUACAGAAUUAUAUGAAAUAUGCAGAUGCUAAAUUAAAAGAAGAAGAAAAACGAGCCCUACGUUAUUUAGAAACAAGGCGAGAAUGUAACUCUGUUGAAGCACUCAUGGAAUGCUGUGUAAAUGCCCUGGUGACAUCCUUUAAAGAGACUAUCUUAGCAGAGUGCCAAGGCAUGAUCAAGAGAAAUGAAACUGAAAAAUUACAUUUGAUGUUUUCAUUAAUGGACAAAGUUCCUAAUGGGAUAGAGCCAAUGUUGAAAGACUUAGAGGAACAUAUCAUCAGUGCAGGCCUGGCAGAUAUGGUAGCAGCUGCUGAAACUAUUACUACUGACUCUGAGAAAUAUGUUGAGCAGUUACUUACACUGUUUAAUAGAUUUAGUAGACUUGUCAAAGAAGCUUUUCAAGAUGAUCCACGAUUUCUUACUGCAAGAGACAAGGCAUAUAAAGCAGUUGUUAAUGAUGCUACCAUAUUUAAACUUGAAUUACCUUUGAAGCAGAAAGGGGUGGGAUUAAAAACUCAGCCUGAAUCAAAAUGCCCUGAGCUGCUUGCCAAUUACUGUGACAUGUUGCUAAGAAAAACGCCAUUAAGCAAAAAACUAACCUCUGAAGAGAUUGAAGCAAAGCUUAAAGAAGUGCUCUUGGUACUUAAAUAUGUACAAAACAAAGACGUUUUUAUGAGAUAUCACAAAGCUCAUUUGACACGACGUCUUAUAUUAGACAUCUCUGCUGAUAGUGAAAUUGAAGAGAAUAUGGUAGAGUGGCUAAGAGAAGUUGGUAUGCCAGCAGAUUAUGUAAACAAGCUUGCUAGAAUGUUUCAGGACAUUAAAGUAUCUGAAGAUUUGAACCAAGCUUUUAAGGAAAUGCACAAAAAUAAUAAAUUGGCUUUACCAGCUGAUUCAGUUAAUAUAAAAAUUCUGAAUGCUGGUGCCUGGUCAAGAAGCUCUGAAAAAGUCUUUGUCUCACUUCCUACUGAACUGGAGGAUUUGAUACCCGAAGUAGAAGAAUUCUACAAAAAAAACCAUAGUGGUAGAAAAUUACAUUGGCAUCAUCUCAUGUCAAAUGGAAUUAUAACGUUUAAGAAUGAAGUAGGUCAAUAUGAUUUGGAGGUAACAACAUUUCAGCUGGCUGUAUUGUUUGCAUGGAACCAAAGACCCAGAGAGAAAAUCAGCUUUGAAAAUCUAAAACUUGCAACUGAACUCCCUGAUGCUGAGCUUAGAAGAACUUUAUGGUCUUUAGUAGCUUUCCCAAAGCUCAAACGGCAAGUUUUAUUGUAUGAACCUCAAGUCAACUCACCCAAAGACUUUACAGAAGGUACCCUCUUCUCAGUGAACCAGGAGUUCAGUUUAAUAAAAAAUGCAAAAGUUCAGAAAAGGGGUAAAAUCAACUUGAUUGGACGCUUGCAGCUCACUACAGAAAGGAUGAGAGAAGAAGAGAAUGAAGGAAUAGUUCAACUAAGAAUACUGAGAACCCAGGAAGCUAUCAUACAAAUAAUGAAGAUGAGAAAGAAAAUUAGUAAUGCUCAGCUGCAGACUGAAUUAGUAGAAAUUUUGAAAAACAUGUUCUUGCCACAAAAGAAAAUGAUAAAAGAGCAAAUAGAAUGGCUAAUAGAGCACAAAUACAUCAGAAGAGAUGAAUCUGAUAUCAACACUUUCAUAUAUAUGGCAUAA